GCCUGGAAACUCGUUCUCAAUUUCGAAGUCUCCUCAGCAUCAAAUGCACCGUUUUUUGCCGGUCUGCUCAUUUCAUCAUUCAGUCUAGCAGAAGCAUGUAGUGGAAUGUUUUGGGGUGCUCUUUCCGAUAGGAUAGGCCGCAAGCCUGUUGUGUUUAUAGGAUGUGCAGGUACCAUCACCUCCCUCAUGCUUGUCGGUUUCGCAUCCAAUUUCUGGAUCGCGCUCGCCGGAAGGAUUGUUGGCGGUGCUCUCAACGGAAACAUAGGAGUCAUCCAGACCAUGGUCGGCGAGCUGGUCAGGAACCCAGAGCAUGAGCCUAGGGCUUACGCUGUUAUGCCAUUCGUUUGGAGCAUCGGCACGAUCAUCGGUCCCUCUAUCGGUGGUCUAUUAUCGCAGCCUGCCGAAACCUUUCCGUCGUUGUUCAGCCCGACAGGUCUCUUCGCGAAGUUCCCGUAUCUUCUACCCAACCUCAUCUGCUCUUCCUUGCUCGUGCUGUCCAUGGUCAUGUCGUACUUCUUACUAGAGGAGACACACCCCGAGAAACGACGAGACAAUAACACUGGAGGCAUCGCUGACACCACUGCACGUACGCCUCUGCUGCUAGCUCUAGGAGCCACGCCUGACGCUCCUGCGGAUCUGACUUCGGAGUCGUAUGGCACUUUCAACUCUGUGGAAUUCCAGCAUGACGAAAUGUGGCGGGUUCGAUCCAACGGCGAGUGGCUUGAGCAACCGCCCUGUGGAAAGGCUUUCACUAAGCCCGUCAUCACAUUCGUCGUCGCUCUAUCAAUAUUCACCUACCACAGUAUGACCUACGAUCAUCUGAUACCGAUAUUCUUCCAGGACAAACGAGCUGAUGAUAUUCAUGCCCAAGAAUUGUCGUACACGGCCGCCCUAGGCGGUGGGCUGGGGCUCACGACGCAACAAGUGGGUCUAAUUCUUUCGAUCAACGGCGUCAUUCAGCUUGCUGUGCAGGCCAUAGCCUUUCCCAUCCUAGCAGAUAUUUUUGGAGUUUGGCGCCUUUUGCUGAUGGUCACUGCCGCGCACCCGGUCGCAUACAUCAUUGUACCGUUUCUGCAACUUCUGCCACCGAGCCUUGUGUAUCCCGGACUUUUCGCUGCGCUGGGCAUUCGCAACCUUACUUCUAUUCUUGCUUUCCCGCUGCUUCUCAUCAUGAUUAAGGAGGCGGCCCCCGACAAGUCGCAUCUCGGCAGAAUAAACGGCCUCGCUGCGUCCACCGGAGCCGCUUGUCGAAGCGUUGCAAGCCCGGUCGCCGGCUUGCUGUAUGGUCUAUCUAUCGAUAUUCGGUUUACACCACUGGCAUGGUGGGCAUCGGCUUUGGUCGCCUUGGUCGGUGCAUUGCAGGUGCCCUUCAUGAACCGCGCAGCCAACAACUGCCAUGCCCGGGUUCGCACGGCUUUCAAGGAACAGUCACUCAAUGAGGAGACGGUGCGCAUCACCGUGGAAGCGGAAUCUGCAUGAGCUGUAUAUCAGUAGGCUUGCAGAUGGAGAGAACAUCGCCUUCGACCUUGUCGCAUAUCCGUACUGUCCCUAGACUGAGCAUGUCCGGCGUUCUGGAGUCAUUCAAAGCUGGCAACGUUGCCACGGGCUCUGUAGUAGUAGUCUUGUCAUUGAGUCCAAUAUCGAUCAGCUCGUCUGUGCGAAGCGAAGACGUGAUUCAAAUGUGGCGAUCAACAAGUUUGGCUGCGCCUAGGUAAGCAGAACCAGAAUCUUCAAACACCCGUCAAGCCCUUCAAGCUUUCGCCAUAGUCUUUCAGCUCGACAUCCGAAUCUGAGGUCGAUAUUCCAAAUGCAGAUACAACGAGUAUGACUUGUAUCGAUUCUGAU
Messenger RNA from Didymella exigua CBS 183.55, 1845 nucleotides. Its product is annotated as MFS general substrate transporter. The transcript is spliced from 4 exons. The record is from RefSeq and is a predicted model, not a curated record. Gene Ontology annotation, molecular function: transmembrane transporter activity. Gene Ontology annotation, biological process: transmembrane transport. Lineage: Eukaryota; Fungi; Ascomycota; Dothideomycetes; Pleosporales; Didymellaceae. Bases 106 to 1479 code for a protein of 457 amino acids.